Molecule: messenger RNA, 1756 nt
Organism: Cornus florida
Lineage: Eukaryota; Viridiplantae; Streptophyta; Magnoliopsida; Cornales; Cornaceae
Product: SH3 domain-containing protein 1
Exons: 10
Coding region: 326-1438 (370 amino acids)
Molecular function (GO): protein binding
Source: RefSeq, a predicted model, not a curated record
CUUUGCAGUUAUUCGACACUCCUACCCACUUUUCCACUCCAAAACGUUUUUAUAUGCCAAAAACACAACCACUGUUUGUACUAUUCAAUUCUCAUUCUGCGUCUUUCUUCUCUUCUGUUGAUUGGGUCAGGCUCUGACUGACUGAAGACGAAGAAGCCUUUUUUUAAUCUGCAAGUCUGUGUUGGGCAUCUCCAAUUUCCCUCAUAUAACUUCUCUGUCUUCUAUUUUCUUGUAAAUAUAUGGAUCAAUAUAUAUAGUUGUAUCUAUCUGUGUAUUCUCUUCUGGGAUUGUAGAACGAAGCAACAUUGGUAGGUCGAUAUACAAAAUGGACGCAAUAAAGAGACAAGCAAGCAAGUUGAGGGAACAAGUUGCCAAGCAACAGCAGGCGGUACUGAGACAACUGGGACAUCUGGGCAUCAAUGCAGUAAUGAUUGAUGAUGAUGAAGUUCAGUGUCACCAACAGCUUCAAAAUCUAUACAAUUCUACAAGGGCAGCUAAGCAUUUUCAGAGGGAUAUUGUCCGCAGUAUUGAGGGCUUUGUUUCAACUAGCAAAAAGGAAAUGGAGAUAGGAAGAAAGUUGGCUGAAGCUUGUUGCAAAUAUGGGACUGAGAAUCAAAAUGCCUCUUCCCCUCUUGCUAGAGCUGCUCUGCAUUUUGGUAAAUCACGGAGUUCAAUAGAAAAUGAGAGAGAAACUAUGCUUGGAAUUCUUCAUGAUCAGGUUUCUGAGCCACUACGGGCAUCGAUAAUGGGAGCUCCUCUAGAAGAUGCUCGCCACUUGACCCACUGUUAUGACAGACUCCGGCAAGAAGCGGAAGCUCAGGCGGCUGAAGUGAUAAGGCGCCAAUCUAAGAACAGAGAUCCUUCUAUAUCCACAGAGAGUUCCAUAAAGUUUAAGCAUGCAGAAGCAAAAUUAAAUGAUCUUAAAUCUUCUACAAUGGCACUUGGAAGAGAAGCUACUGCUGCGAUGUUAUCAGUGGAGUCUCAGCAGCAACAGAUUACUUUCCAAAAGCUUCUUACCAUGAUGUAUGCUGAGAGAUCUUGGCAUCAAAAUGUUGUGACUACGUUAGAGAAGCUACAUGCGGAGAUGAUUAUAGAGAAGCAACUAAACGAGUCUUCAUCGCCACCAGAUACUAUGCAGAGAGAUUUGCAUGUUCCAUCAGCACUUGAAGAUACUACUUCAAAUGGAUCUGAUGAUCAUGGAAAUGAGAAUGAAAAUAAUACCUAUUUUAUUGCAAAAGUUAUACACUCUUUUGACGCUCAAGCCGAUGGCGAGCUAAGUCUUUCAGUUGAUGAUUAUGUUGUAGUUCGUCAGGUGACUCCUAAUGGAUGGUCAGAAGGUGAAUGCAAUGGUGAAGCCGGAUGGUUUCCCUCCGCGUAUAUAGAAAGGCAAGAUAAAGCUCCAGUAAGCAAGAUAGUUGAAGGAAGUUCUCCACCAUGAAGACACCAUUUCGUUUUCAUGCUUUUGUGCUCCAUCUCCAUGGCUCUAUAGUUGCAAAUUUCAAAUUUCUAGGAAAGCAAUUGGUUUCGCUUUCUUUUAUUUUCAUAAGUUGUGUAAGUAGGACCCAAAUCCAAUCCACUUAUUAGAGACUAAACUCCGUGCAUUCGUUCAGAUGUAAAUGUGAUUAUGAGUAAUUUUUCCCAUAAAAUCUGUAUAACUAACAAGUACAUAGGUGGAGAUUGUCAACCUAUGUGUGUAAUCUGUAUACAUAUUUUUGGUGAGUUCCAUCCGAUGUAUAUUUGGUUUGUUUUCUUGGGA